CAUGCAGGUGAGUUGCAGACGGCGGGUCCAGUUGGCAGGCGGUAUAUGAUCUGAUCUGCUUUCACUUCACUUACACCUUAGAUGAUCCUUUGUAUUCUCAAAUCUGUUUAUCAUUUUCGCAGGCCUCAUCAGAGGCAGCGACGAUUGAGAGGAGCUUCUAACAGUCACGCGAAGUGCCUUUCCAUACAUCGACCACUGUUGGCGCACCUCGCGUUUGUUGUUCAACUCCUCAGCCACCUACCUCUUCACCAGCAAGGUGAUUCCCUCAAAUACGCCCGUCUUCCUCAACAUAGCGAGUACUGGUGUUAUUGAGCUUGAGGAGACCUGCAUCAUGUGCCCUCGGCGAGGUACGAAAGUCUGUGCGAAAUGCAAAGAUGCACGAUAUUGCUCAACAGAUUGCCAGAAAGUGGACUGGAAGCAGCACAAGAUCCUGUGUCCUACCUUCAAUCAAGAAACUAAGCCCGACGCUUUCCACCGACGCGGUCUAUUCUAUCCUGGUGGUGAACAAAAGGCUCGGUAUGUCUGGAUGGAGGUUUGGACCGAGCACGAGGGCGACGCUUUCUGGGACUGUUCCGACUUCGGACCAUACCUCGGAGGAGGCUUUGGAGGUCACGGCUUAUUUUCAGAUCCAAACCCCAUCCAGGCUCGCGAAGUAACGCGUGAUGAUACAGAGGCUGGACUGGAGUUCUGGCAUAUGGAUCUUAACGUCAUGGAACCUCCUAACCUCGGCUUGAGAGCUUGCACCCGCGGACAGGCUUGCGCACCCAAUUUCAGAGGUCCAAUUCUGGUUACGCGCAAAGUCGAGCUUGGCGAUUGCAUGGAGAAGAGUGUGGAUGUUGACUCGCGAGACGCACGAACUGCCGCCGACCAUUUCAGCUGGUGGUACCGUGACGGUAGCGGGAAGAUGCCGCACCUCAAAGAUCAGCGUAUCCUUGUGACUUCAUGCGUCAGUCCUCAACAUGUGGCUGACUUUAAUCUCUCUUCAAAGUAUCUUGAGCAUGUCAUCGAUGGCUGCGAUAGCAUAUUUGCUUCAGGAGGAAGUGGCAUCGCAAACCUGCUAGGUAUCCCACUUUCUCUGCGUCUAAUACAGCCAUUCGGAGAACCCAGCGAAAGUCGUCGCACCAAGGCAGCUAUGCUACUCAUGCGAGACGUUACCUCUAUGACGUUUGGUCCACACCCACGGAGCAGACGCUAUAUCGACCGAAACUUUUGUGGUACGAACGGAUUUGCGUCGUCUGGAAGCAUCUGGAGCGGGGAUACAGUCGGGUCCGUGGUUGCAGCUCGAUUUGAUGGCCUUCCAUUGCUCAGACAGCACGUUGUGAAGCUCUCUGUAAUUACAUUGAGACUCGCAUUGAGCCAAAACUUGCUGCAGCAAUCUCGGGUCUUUCUACCGGCGACGUGGUUCCAGAACGCGAGCGUAUCCUGAACGCAAUCACCAAGGCCGAUUUCUUGGAAUUUUUUGAAAACAUGAAAGCCGAACGAGCAGCAACCAACGAAACCUGGCGGAAUCUGCUUUCUCCAUACGAGGUCACACACGAAUGAGUCAUGCAGACAGCAUACAGAGGGUAUGGGAACAGCAAGGACGCUGCGGACUUCCCCAGCUGCGUGGUAGGCCACACCAACGUAUUUUCAUGUAUGAGGCAUGAAGCCGAAUGG
This is a messenger RNA of Exophiala viscosa, 1656 nucleotides long. RefSeq lists its product as uncharacterized. The transcript has 3 exons. NCBI's taxonomy places the organism in Eukaryota, Fungi, Ascomycota, Eurotiomycetes, Chaetothyriales, Herpotrichiellaceae. Bases 332 to 1426 code for a protein of 364 amino acids. The record is from RefSeq and is a predicted model, not a curated record.